This is a messenger RNA of Mya arenaria, 3728 nucleotides long. Its product is annotated as sodium- and chloride-dependent glycine transporter 1-like. Lineage: Eukaryota; Metazoa; Mollusca; Bivalvia; Myida; Myidae. Gene Ontology annotation, cellular component: membrane. The record is from RefSeq and is a predicted model, not a curated record. The coding region runs from base 347 to 2560 and encodes 737 amino acids. Gene Ontology annotation, biological process: sodium ion transmembrane transport. The transcript is spliced from 17 exons.
AUACAUUGGGUAUGGACUAAUGUUGUAUCGUCUGGGUAUUGGGGUGAAUCGUCAUUCUUCACAUCACACCCACAAAGCGAAAUAUAAGAUCACAAAAAAGCCCACAAAAUUUCCAUGUAACGCGAUAAGGUUUUGGAAGGUUUGAAUUCAUAAUUACAGCGUUGUGUCAUACUGGAUAUAUUCAAAUGCUCUACUUAAGUUAAGUUUGGUUGAAAGGAAGUGAACAGGUGAUUUAAGUUGGAAUACAAGUUGCACAAUGUGAAAAACACGAAAGACAACGAAACAAUAACACGCCACAGUAUUACAUAUAGCCUUAUAUGGAAAAACCUUUGAUCUCUAUUUAAAAAUGCCUGGAUUAAAAGGAGGGUCAAGGGAGGGUAAGGGCGUGGCCGGAGACCAAUCAUCCAUCGACUCUACGGGCUCCGUGACCAUCAGCCAGGUCAGCUUUGACCCAAUACCUGGCGGUCCCCAUGAUAACAAGGCAUUUGACGUCGGUACAUCCAGGGCCACACUGGAUACCGUGGAUACAGUGGACAGCCGGAAGCAGCUAUAUGGUGUGGAUGAGAACGAGGAGCGCGGCAACUGGAGCGGCAGGUUCGACUUCCUGUUGUCGCUCCUCGGGUAUGCCGUCGGCCUCGGCAACGUCUGGAGGUUUCCAUACCUCUGCUACAGAAAUGGUGGAGGUGCGUUUCUCAUACCGUUCGCCAUUAUGAUGGUUAUAGUUGGCAUGCCCCUGUUUUACAUGGAAGCCUCUAUUGGACAGUUUGCCAGUCGGGGACCAAUGACCUGCUGGGGCUUUUCUCCCGUCUUUAAAGGUGUAGGAAUAGCGAUGGUGCUGGUGUCAGCCAUGACGUCCAUGUACUACAACAUGGUGCUGGCCUGGGCCAUCUACUACAUGUUCGCAUCCUUCCGCUCCGUCCUCCCCUGGACCGACUGUGAUCCCAGGACCACGAAGAACAACGAAUGGUGUUCGGGUAACGUGCCUCGGGCGGCUUGUACGGAAGACUCCCAGGUUAAGGCGGCUAAUGGCACGUGUUGGAGCGCGGAGGGUGACAUGGUUGGCGUCUGGGACGAUGACCUUCUCAAGGACCACGAGGGCAUAUACAGGCGCUCACCCGCAGAGAUCUACUGGAAUAAUGUCGUGCUGCAGUUGAGUGAUGGUAUAGACGAUUUCGGAGAGCCUCACUGGUACCUCGUGUUGUGCCUCCUCCUCGCCUGGAUCACUGUCUUCUUCUGCCUCAUCAAGGGCAUCAAAACCACCGGAAAGGUCGUGUAUUUCACCGCGAUAUUUCCCUACGUGGUAUUGAUUAUCCUGUUUUUCCGCGGAGUGACGCUGCCUAACGCCGGAGAAGGAAUCAAAUUCUUCAUCUUUCCAGUCUGGUCCAAGCUUCUCGAAGCAAGGGUGUGGAAGGAUGCAGCGGUUCAGAUCUUUUUCUCCAUGUCGAUAGCGGGCGGCGGACUGGUCACUCUCUCAAGCUACAACCGUUUCCAUAACAACAUACUCAAAGAUACGAUCAUCGUGGUUCUUGGUGACUUUUUCACGUGCAUAUUCGCGGGCUUCGUUAUUUUCUCUUACCUGGGAUUCAUGGCGGGUCAACAGGGCACCACUGUGGACAAGGUGGCGCAGGACGGGGCGGGGCUAGCGUUCGUAGUUUACCCGGAAGCGGUAACCAACCUGCCAGCGCCGCCAUUUUGGUCCAUAUUGUUUUUCUUCAUGUUAAUAACGCUGGGCUUGGACAGCCAAUUCGCGAUGGUUGAAACUGUGUUGACCGGAUGCAUGGACCAGGUGCCGUCCCUUCGUCCCCGGAAGACGCUCGUCAUCCUCACCAUCUGCGCCCUCUUUUUCCUUCUUGGACUGCCCCUCACGUGUUCCGGAGGCAUGUAUCUUUUACAACUUAUGGACAAUUACGUUGGUGGAUGGACACUGCUCAUUAUUGGCUUCGCUGAAAAUAUAGCCAUUGCGUAUUGUUACGGCGUGCCGCGAUUUUGCAAAGAUCUUGAAGUGAUGUUAGGAUUUGAGCAAAAGUUGUUCUGGAAGAUAUGUUGGUAUGCUGUCAGUCCUCUUUCCGUCCUUUUUAUCUUCGUGUUUACGUUUGUGGACUACGCUCCGUCGACGUACGGUGAUUACCACUACCCGGCGUGGUCGGACGCGCUCGGCUGGAUCCUCGCCUGCCUCGUCAUUGUCCCCAUCCUCAUCACAGCCGUAUUCAAGUUGUCCAAGGAUGAUGAUCCGGUCUCACCACUACAGAAACUGAAGAACUCGAUUACGCCUUCGGAGGAGUGGGGCCCCUUCCUGGUGAAACACCGACUGCUUAUCGAGGAGAAAGGCUACGUGGAGGGAUUCGUCGUGGACCCUUACUCCAAGAGAGACAAAAAUAUCGGCAACAAACGGCACUUCAGCAAAUCCAACUUAUCGAUCUCGUCAAAUAUAUCGAAAGUUCCGAGCAAGGCGUCCAGCAUGGUCUCCUUCCAGCGUUCCAUGAACAGCGUCGCCUACAGCAACGGCGGCCUUUCUGUAGACUCAGUACCUUCCAGGCUAACAUUGGAAUCCAACGUGUGACCAACCAGGGUGGCUUGCUUAUGAUAAGCUGAUAAUGAUGUGCAUGUUUACGACAUGCUGACAUCUGAAUAAAACUAUUAAAAAGGCAAGCUCAGCAUACCUUCAAGAAUCUCACAAUGUUGCCACUACAUGUACAAAUAUUAUUUAACCCUAUCGUACAGCAUCUGACUAAGCUAGUUAUCUCAGGAUGAGCAUGUUUAUUGUAUUAUAUAAAAAGCUAUCGCUUGAUCCGGUAUGGUCGUACGGAGCUUAGACUGUUUUAAUUUUGACACUCUCUGUAAAUAAGUCAUUUUUACGUUUCAACGCAUAAGCGCCUAUUUUUAUGAUAUAAAUGCAUGUUCCUCUAUAUUUGGAAAUGGAUUAGAAAUCUCAACAUCUGUGUUCCAAACAUGGUUACUUCACAUAUAGAAAUAUGUGUACCAUUGAGAUAUGUUUCACCGCGUGAUCACAUGAGGAAAUAUAUUUUCAGAGAUCACGAGUGAUAUGUAAAUCACCAAAAUUUAAGUCAAUGUGGAGUUUAACAUCAUACUCGAAAGUACCAGAUUUCAGUGAAAAGUAGUCUCUGAAACAUACUAUACCUGGAAUAUAUUUGAUUUGCAAAAAUAACUUCAUGUAAGAGUAUGUAAUAUUUUGCGUAUAUAAACAGUUAAAAACACGUACAAAACACGGAUAUGAAAGGGAAAACUCCUAUAAACUCCGUUAAGUUAGAUUUAGACCUCAUUGGAACAACGUUUUUUCUUGCACCGAAAUUCAGCAAUGUUUCUGCUCCUGUAAUGUUUACAAGACGGCGUUUAUUGGAACAUGUCGCGAUCAAACUUACGUCAUUUUAUUUAUUUUUAUGAAAGCAAUGCGCGAACCAUUAUCUAUAAAGAGCAGUAAAAUUAACAAAACCGAAUGGAAAUUACAGCAGUGAAAAUAAAGAUAUUUCACUUGUACUCUUGAACCUCUGAUCACAACACAAGAUCCCACUCUCGCGCAACAUCGUGCCAACGAGAGUGGUUAAUACCAGUUGUAAUAGCUUGUUUCACAAUCGUUGUAAAAUAUAAUAAGUCUCAACUAACUUCUGAUCAAAUCAAAAAUGAAAAUAAGCGACACAUAUAUCAUCUUCGUCCAUUGUAUUAGCUGACGUUCCUGUUAUUAACCAGACACCCGAAAUGUUGCAAAUAAA